Molecule: messenger RNA, 5290 nt
Organism: Plodia interpunctella (Indianmeal moth)
Lineage: Eukaryota; Metazoa; Arthropoda; Insecta; Lepidoptera; Pyralidae
Product: thrombospondin type-1 domain-containing protein 4-like
Exons: 17
Coding region: 390-2861 (823 amino acids)
Biological process (GO): proteolysis; extracellular matrix organization
Cellular component (GO): extracellular matrix
Molecular function (GO): metalloendopeptidase activity
Source: RefSeq, a predicted model, not a curated record
AUCGGGGCCCAUCGCCGCUCGGACGUGCCUGUGCGACGUCACCACGCGGCGCGCACGCGACACGUGAAACACGCGCUUUUCAAAUUUCGAACUGAAAAUAUUGCACAGACUCAACAGAAAAUUGUUAAUUAUUUUUAAAUUUUUAAUCGAUCCUGCCAGUGACUAACUUUACUUGGCAUGUGUAUGAGUGAAUGAAUUUCAGUGAUAACUUCUUUUGAAGUUCAGGCUCGGCGGAACAUUGGGAGAAAUGACCUACGAUGGGAUCACAUAGUCGGGCGAUACUACAAGUGAGGACUCACCUUCAUAAUCUAACCAAGUGAUAAUCCUGUGACUACUCGUACGACUAUUUGACCUGUGUAAAGUGAUAUAGUGUAGUGAGUGACAACAUCAUGCUUCUACAAGGACCUCUUCUGUUCUACACAUUCGAAAUAUUCCUCGCUAUAUGUCUACAAUACAAGACAAAUGCACAACUAACAACUGAAGUGGGGCGACCGAUGCCGCAAACGACGCAAGCGCUUCGAGUAAAAGAUACGAUAUUUGCGUGGAGCUCGUGGGGCUCUUGGAGUCCCUGCUCCAGGACCUGCGGGGGCGGAGUUGCCGUCCAGGAGCGACAGUGUCUACCCAGAGACCCUACCAGAUUGCGUCGCAGCAGAAAGAGAAGGAAGCUGUCCCGGAGUACGGAACGAGGGCGACAGCAGCGAGAAGUGUCCGUGGUUCACGGCCCUGAUCCUGACUGCCCGGGCCUGGCGCGGAGGUACCACGAGUGCAAUACCGCGCCGUGUCCCGGUCCUCCGCGGGACUCGCGCGCAGAGCAGUGCGCUGUUUACGACCGGAGACCUUUCCGUGGUCGGUUCUACACCUGGGUGCCUUACGUUGACGGCAACGCUCCGUGCACGCUGAACUGCCGUCCGCGCGGGCAGCAGUUCUACGCGUCGCUGGCGCUCGUGGCCGAUGGCACGUCCUGCACCAAACCCGGCUUCCGUGCCAUCUGCGUGCAGGGCACCUGCAAGGUGGUUGGGCGAGAGGUGUUAGCAUCAACCGUGAACCGCGACGUCCACUGCGGUCGGCGACUGGUGUCGGGUCUGUUCUCCAGACCGCGGUUGCCGCUCGGCUACUCCUAUGUGACCACAGUACCGCGCGGCGCUUGCCGGCUCAACGUCUCCGAAAUUGUACCCAGCGAGAACUAUAUUGCGUUAAAAGUAACAAAUGGCUCUUACAUCAUGAAUGGUGAAUUUGCUGUGAGUGCACCAGGCACCUAUGAAGCUGCUGGUGCACGUUUCGUGUAUACUCGUAUGACUGGAUUGGACAAUGUCUUCGCUCUUGGACCUUUACAUAACCCCAUCGAUAUUAUGAUUCUCUACACGCAACCAAAUCCGUCAAUAAAAUACGAGUUUCUUACUGACGGACCUGACGAAAGUAACGACAUACCGACAUCGAACAAUGAGCCGCGUCGUCCAAUGCAACGGCAUCAUCGACACCACGUAGCUGAGUCUCGCAAUGAACUCGGCAACGCGAAAUCUGAAACUUCCAUGGUGAAGCGACCUGAUUUCAAAAAUCUGGAGUCUAAAUCUCAAAUUGAGAGCAAUGUCAUUGGUGACAGAAAAUUUGUUUGGAAGAUACUGUCAUUUUCACCCUGCUCGAGAAGUUGUGGGGGAGGGCUUCAAGUGGGGAAAUUUAGAUGUGUUGAAUUGACUGACAAGGGUGAUAAAGAAGUGUCAUCGGUGCAUUGUACAGGAGCUCCGCCUCCGUCUAGGAGACGUCGAUGUGGCGGAGCACCUUGUCCUCCAAGAUGGAGAGCAGCUGCUUGGGGCGCUUGCCCUCUAUGCGGACCAGCUCAAAGAACUCGACUUGUUGGAUGUGUUCAAGAUCACGCUCGUGGCAUUAUUAAGAUAAGUGACCAGAAAUGCCCACUCCCAAUGCCUCCUAGUAAUGAACCGUGCGAUAUUCCCAACUGCGAUGGCACCGCGGCUCCGAUAGUCACUGCCAGUCCAAGGCUUGACGCUCGUAGACAAGUACAUCCCAGAGACCAUACAGACACAUUCCGCGACAGCCCAGUCGUAUCGCUGGCUGGCGGACCAUCUGUGAAGGAAAUGACUCCAGUUAUGUCUACAAAUUAUAGUCACAGCGCACCUGGGGGCUGGCUAUACACGGAAUGGUCAGAUUGCGUCGGUUGGUGUCUAGGUGGUGGAGUCAAAUCCCGUGGAGUCCGAUGUAUCGACCCAGCAGGCUGCGCGGCUCACAUUGCUCCUCCUUCCACACAAUCUUGCACGCCUAGGAAGCGAUGUGAUGCUCACUGGUUUACUGGUGAAUGGUCAGCGUGUUCGGCGGAAUGUGACGGCCGCCAAGUCCGGGGGGUGAUCUGCGUCGGUGGCAACGGCAGAAGGAUGAGGGAAACCGCGUGCAAGACCAACAAACCGGAGGCCGAGAAGAACUGCGGGGGAACCUGCGCUCCGUCCUGGUAUCUCAGUGACUGGACUGGGUGCCAAGGCCCCUGUGAGGCGGGCAUACAGACGCGUACCGUGUGGUGCGCCCGCGGCGGUGUAGAAGGCGCCACAGGUGCCGCGCGAGACGCGGAGUGCGCGGGCGCGGGGGUGCGGCCCCCCGCCCGGCGCUCCUGUGUGCCCGAGAGAUGUUCCACCAAGCCUAAUGUGCCGGUGGACAUGAAACCAGUUCCUAGUGUUAUAGAUACGCAAAGAGUUACGAGACACCAAAGCCAUAACACAGAACCCUUCAAAGGUAGAUCACAACCAGGUGAAUGCGCAGACAAACUGACCAACUGCGCAUUAGCUGUGCAAGCGCGCCUGUGCCAUUACCCCUACUAUGCGGACUACUGCUGCCGGUCCUGCCACACCCGGACGUAACAAUAGUAACGGUAAACCCAGAAGGCGAUUAAAACGAAGCGAAGCUGUAAGACGUAUUGUGAUACAAUCAGACAAAUAGUGAGCAUUCUUUACCAAGAAAGCCGCGGUAGCUAAACACGCACACUAAACAUAUUAUUUACUUUAGGUACAAAUAUAAUUAGUUAUUUACCGUUAAAAAGCUAUUUACAAUGAAAGUGAUUUAUAUAUAACACAAAUAUUUUGUAAAUAUUCACUAUUGUAUUACAUAAGUAUAGAGACAAUUACAAACAAAAAUCAGCAUUAGAAUGAAUCUAUACAUUUCUUCAAGAUUAAUUUAGUGUGCGUGCAGGUUUCAUCUAUUGUACUCCCCAUCUCUGAGAAAUGUCAUAAAAACAUACUUCUUUGAAGAGACUAACAUACAUAUAGUAUUUUAAUUUAUAACGAUGGUUGUAUGUACAGUCUGCCACAGAGAAAUCUGACCCCCCCGCGAUUUGAACACCAUCUCUUAAGGGGUCAGAUUUAUCUACUUAUUUCAUACUUUAUUUCAGACUGUACCUACUACCUAGAUAGAAUCUUUACUUCUAUACUAAUAUUAUAAAGAGAAAAAAUCUUUUACGGAUAAACUCGAUCUUCAGGAGCUACAAAGGCUUCUGUCCCGAAAAAUGCGAAAAAGAUUUUUAAGCAAUAUUAUGAAAUAUAUAUCUUGGAUACUAGGUAUCAAUAUUUUUUACUAUUAAUGUAUUUUCUCAGAGACAACAAAACGCUUGUAAGUAUUAGAGAUAGUUUUUGAUCUCCCGUUAGUCGAGUAAUGGACCGAUCAGCAGAACACAGUGUAAAAACUGCAGUUACAUGUAUACUGAAAUAAUGAAAAUAACGUUCGUAAAUCGUACACAUAGUUUUAGACUGUAAUUAUUUUUUUUAUAAAAUGCACAAUGUACUGAGUUGAGUUUGGGCGCACGUGUUUGUAGAUAUACCGAAUCGUUGUAACUUGCCUGUCUCACGCUUAGGAGAUUAAUUUUUACUUAUUUUAAGGAUAGUCCACAUUGACACUAUCUCUUUAGGCUAGUGUGUAAGUUCUAUUAUAAUAAACUAGGGCAUUUAUGUUUAAAUUGAUUAUUUAUUGUUAAGGUUAAUACAAGGCCGCGCCGCGGGAAAUUCGUAAGACUACAAUAGUUUGUUCAGCCCAGGCUCAGGCUCCAUCGCUCUAUGGCUGAGGAAACAACCGCGUUCUUUAUCACUUUGGCGGAGACAGGACUGCUAUAGUGAAUGGGCUCCUUUAAAUAAAAAUUGUGCCGUGUUCGGUUGAGCGUAUAUUAUUACGUCUCAUUGAAAUUGCAGAAAACUGAAAAUAAGGACUUGGAGACGAAAUUCUAACGCGACGUAAUAACGCCCGUCCGACCACAGCCCUAUCUCUAUUUUAAGUAAUUAGUUUCUUUGUGAAUACAUGUUGCCAUUUAAUUCCUUGUGUAAUAUAUUCCAUUUUAAUUGCUAUACAAGUAUUCGUGUUGUGUGGCCUAUCUUGGUAGUACUUACUUACUUUAAAAUAUUAUAUUUAAAAUAAUUGUAUUGAUUAUCACAUUUUGCUAUAUUUGUGGAUAUUUUAGACCAAACUUAGGCUAUGUCAAUAGAAUAAGGAACAAAAAGUAUUCCGUAUAUUUUAAUGUAGGGGAAUUGAUAUCAAGUCAAAUUCGAAUGUAAUUUUUAUUCGUAAUUCUUUUUAAAUCAUCAUAAUAUUUAAAAUCAUGACUCAUCACAUCAACGACCAAUUCAAACUCGAGGUGCCUAGAAAAAUAAAAAGUUCAGCCAUUUUAGUGGCGGAACUUUUUAUAUAGCGAGGCGACCGAGGGCGACUUAGUUUCUUUGCUUUAGCAAACAAACUAAUUCGCCCUGGUCCAAGAUGCUCCUACAUUGAACAACGGAGGAAGAUGUUUUGCCUUUUGGCACUUUGACACUUUUGCCGGACACACAAAAUCUCAUUGAGGGUGAGUUGCACUAUCAAAUUUGACGUUGAUUUUAACUGCGUACAAACUGCGUAAAAAUAGCGUACUUUGCGUUUUUCUACGCACGUUAAAGUUGACGGUGCAACCCACCUUAAGUAAACGGCUAGAUUUUCUUGGUUCUAUCCGGAGCCUGAUCCAAGCAAAAAUUGAUUUAGUCAUACAGUUACUGUUUUCAAGUGUUCAUAAUUUAUUGUCAACCAACUUCUAAAAAAGGAGGUAUACUAUUCAAGAUGUAAACCAUUUAAGUAUUGUAAAUAGUAGGUGUUGUAAGUUUUUAGUGCAUUUACAUACCGGCUGUUGAGUAUUUACUAUUUAUGUGAUUAUUUUAGACAAUUCUACUGCCGCAAUUGUAUUUGUUUGCUAAAAGUAACUACUAUGUAUGAUUUAAUUUUUUUCUGUACUAAUACAUUCAUUUAACAAUGUACAAAAAUUAAAAGCUUUAAAACACUC